Xylaria bambusicola is the source of this 3385-nucleotide messenger RNA. Its product is annotated as Pkinase-domain-containing protein. Gene Ontology annotation, cellular component: nucleus; cytoplasm; plasma membrane. Gene Ontology annotation, molecular function: protein serine/threonine kinase activity; ATP binding. The record is from RefSeq and is a predicted model, not a curated record. Gene Ontology annotation, biological process: protein phosphorylation. The coding region runs from base 637 to 2721 and encodes 694 amino acids. The transcript has 4 exons. NCBI's taxonomy places the organism in Eukaryota, Fungi, Ascomycota, Sordariomycetes, Xylariales, Xylariaceae.
UACCUACCUACCUACCUACCUACCUACCUACCUAACCUAGGUACUCGACCUAAAGAACUCGUUGUUUGUUGAAUGGAUUUACUGCUGUUUGUUUCUUGGUCCGUGACGACGCCGACUUAUUUGUUGCUGUCCCCGCAGUGCCGAGCUCUCGCGGCAGCAAGAACCACACCAGAGCAAGAGGAGAUAUGAUGUAGUUUGACUGGGGGGGCCAAUUGAUGAUUAUCAAGCAAUGAAUUCAUGCUAUGGACACUUCCCGCUAACCUGACGCUCCGCCACCCCAUACUUUUUGCCCGUCCCAGACCGUGCCUAGCGCUACGGACUGCCCUGACCAGCAUUGUCGGCCACCAAUAGGCACAGCCGUUCGCUGUAAGGACUCUGUAAGGACCAACUGUAUCGAUGCCAAGGAUCAGACACAGGACCAGCUCUCUGACCAGCCGAGCCAGCCAAUCCAGACCAGCCCAGCUCGACAGGACUGCUCCAAGCCGACCAAAACCGCCCAGGCGCCCCCAGACCAACCACGCCAGGGCCAUCGUCUAGCCGUGGCACUGCGUGGAGUCGUCCCGACAUAGGUAGCGUCUCCGGAGAGUAGCGUACUGGUCGUGGUAGUAGCGCUGUUCGAAACAGCCGCAAGCUGCCAUGAUCUCCGACGAUCUAUCUCGUCCUCGUCCUCGUCCUCAUCCCUCCUCUUCCUCAUCACCACCAUCGCCCCCUGCACCUCCAUCGUCAUCAUCCCACGGCCGCCCACAUCGCUUUCGACUCAAGCAGCGGCUCGCAACAUGGCAUCAUUCGCGCCCUGAUCUACGACAAGCACCCACUGACGAUCAGUUCGACAACAAGUCCUCUGCUUCAUCCACGAUGCCUUCCCUCAAGUCACCCUCGCACCCCGGUGGUGGUAAUAGCCACUUCAAUCAAAAACUCAAGAACUUCUUCCGCAUAAACAAUCAUAAUGGCAUGUCCGAUAAAGAAAAGCUGUCCUCGGACAGUUCCUUGAAGGCUGAUUCCAAGGUCCGCCAGCCAAAACGCUUUUUCACCACCGUCGGCAGACUUAGGUCCACUACUACGGCGAGCGAAGGAAACCCUCUUGACGAUGUCAUGAGCCCGACAGCAAGUGCGAAUCCUUACUUCGCCCAUCAAGGCCAGCCUGGCCUUCGUCAUCAUGAUACAGGUUCGGUACCGCCAAGCCCACCGGAUACUCCGAUCUUGAGAAUUGACGGUCCAGGCGGAACCAAAGAACAUGCUACCAACGCGACGAAAGAAGAACUGGCACGGAAGCUUCGACGAGUUGCGAGUGCUCCUAAUGCCCAGGGUCUCUUCAGCCAAAGUAAGGCCGACGGCGAGCGACCCGCCACCGCCGAGCUCGGAAAAGAGCCGCUUGUCCAGAGUGGAAAUACUUCAACGCUUGGCUUGGUUGAUUCUAAGCCCAACUCCCUCAGCGAUGCCAGGACUCUCUCGGUUCCCGACAGAGACGGACUAGGAGCUCUCCCCCCGCCCGGUCCCAGUAGCCUGGCCUUCCGUCGAACGUAUAGCGCCAACUCGAUCAAAGUCCGCACCGUCGAAGUGGGGCCCUCGAGCUUUGACAAGAUUAAGUUGAUCGGUAAAGGUGACGUAGGGAAGGUCUACCUUGUUAGGGAGAAGAAGAGCACUAGAUUAUAUGCCAUGAAAGUUCUAAGCAAGAAGGAAAUGAUCAAACGUAAUAAGAUCAAACGAGCAUUAGCUGAACAGGAAAUCCUAGCUACAAGCAACCAUCCCUUCAUUGUCACACUAUACCACUCUUUCCAGUCCGAGGAUCAUCUCUAUCUAUGUAUGGAGUAUUGUAGCGGCGGUGAGUUCUUUCGAGCAUUACAGACGCGCCCCGGAAAGUGUAUCCCCGAAGAAGACGCUCGCUUCUAUGCCGCCGAAGUAACAGCAGCAUUGGAGUAUUUACAUCUGAUGGGCUUCAUUUAUCGAGACUUGAAGCCAGAGAACAUUCUUCUUCAUCAAUCUGGUCAUAUCAUGCUUUCCGAUUUCGAUCUAUCAAAACAGUCAGGCCCCGGUGGUAAGCCCACUAUGAUCAUGGGAAAGAACGGAGCUAGUACCUCUUCGCUUCCUACGAUCGACACAAAAUCCUGCAUAGCCAACUUCCGAACAAAUUCUUUCGUUGGAACAGAGGAAUAUAUCGCGCCUGAAGUUAUCAAGGGGAGCGGCCACACAAGCGCCGUAGAUUGGUGGACAUUAGGUAUUCUCAUCUUCGAGAUGCUUUAUGGCACCACUCCUUUCAAGGGCAAAAAUCGAAACGCCACAUUUGCGAAUAUUCUACGUGAGGAGGUCGCUUUUCCUGAGCAUUCUGGCGCGCCUCAAAUCUCGAAUCUAUGUAAAUCUCUGAUACGUAAAUUACUUAUCAAGGAUGAGACCCGACGCCUUGGUGCAAGGGCAGGAGCAUCAGACAUCAAGACACAUGCUUUCUUCCGCACUACCCAAUGGGCACUCAUCCGGCACAUGAAGCCCCCCAUUGUUCCCCAUGCCGGCCGCGGCAUAGAUACGGUGAAUUUCCGAAAUGUCAAAGAGAGUGAGAGUGUUGACAUCACCGCCUCGAAAUCGCCUGGCUUUGUCAAGGGCGUGCCCUUAGAUAGCGGGUUGGCAACUCCAGGUAACGAAGUCUCGGAUCCUUUCGAAGAGUUCAACAGCGUGACUUUGCAUCAUGAUGGAGAUGAGCACUACAGUGACCACGACUCUAUCCGGUAGCUCCCUAGAUGAUCGAAUCAGCGGUAUAGCGUCGUUACAACCCAAGAUUGCAAGCGACCUGUGGUUAUCAGACUCCAUAAAAUGCUUGUGUCCUCACACAACCCACAUGUAUGCCAUCUGUGCGACUGUGGAAUGUAUCAUAGAAUUUGUCGAACAACAAGCGAGACAAUUUCGUGGUAAGCUUGGUUGCUCUUUUCCUCGUAGCCAAGUUUUUACGGGCUUUGAAAGAAAGUCAUGAAGGCAUGUGAAAAAAACACAUUGAAACUCGGUCAGAUAGGUGUCAUUUCUCUCUUCCAUUGGCGUCAGGUGUUGGGGAGAGGAACGGAACGGCAUAAGAACACCAGCAUCUACAGUCGUAGUUGCAAGCCCUCAUUCUUAGGUAGCAUCAUUCAAAACAUGUUUACCUAGUCGGGUACCUGUUGAGCUGGCCCUACGCCAAUGUAUACACAAGAAACGUCGUUACCUGUAUAUCUGAAUAGAUUUGCUAAUUAGAAUGAAGGCGGAUGAUUUUUUCUUUUCUUUUCUUUAUAUCGCGCGAAAUAGGACUCAUAGCACAAUUUAGCAAAUCUUAUAUUUUAUUUCCAAUAUCCCAUGCGAGACUUUCUCAGCCAGGAGUCCACUAAAACCAGCAUUAAGGGAAUCUCUUGAGCAAAAAGUGUUCAGC